CUGUUUUAUGGGCCGUAACUGGUGAGGGAUGGCCCAAUCCUAGUUGUACAAUGCAACGAAACUUAAUUUCUUGUGGGCAAAUGCAAUAAACACAGCAGAAGGCAGUCGACACCGUUCAAGGCCCCGAGUGCAAGGCACCGCGGAAGCAAGCGGCUCAAGCAAUGGACAAGGUCGGACAUGCCGGACGAAUCAACGCCGAUCGCCUCCGCGAAGCACUCUUCGUCACCGGGGCAAAAAACCUCUCCAGUUGUUCGUUAACGAAAACGCCUACAUGCCUCAGUAUCUUCAAGACUUUCGAUCCCUCGGCCAGUAUAUAAAACCACAGCAAACCAGAAUUUGGGCCUUCUAUUUAUCUGUGUCUUUCCAUUAUUGCAAGUAUAAGCGGGGGAUGAAAACCAAUUUUACAUAUUUGCUGAUGAUUGCAUUCCAAGAUGUUUCAGAUGAGAUAGAAGAAGAUCCUACGGGUGGGAGGAUCAAGUGGGAGCAGGGAAAGUUGAAUAGAGCUCCGAAUAAGGUGGAAGAAAUUGUACAAUUUCAUGUUGGUGAUGUGGUCACAUACUUUCAAAAGGCGUCUCUUCUACCAUGUGGUGGAGAGUACAUUGUAUUUUGAACAGUUAUGGGUUGUGUUGGGACAUUACAUGCCUUCACUUCACGGGGUGAUGUUGAUUUCUAUUCUCAUCUGGAGAUGCAUAUGAGGCAGGAUCCCCUACCUUUGUGUGGAAGAGACCACAUGGCCUAUAGAUCUGCUUAUUUUCAUGAUAAGGUACCUACCUAAUCAAUUUUAUGUUUUUUGUUCUUUCUAUUAAUGCAAGAAAAAUGUUGGAGUUAGCUGUACACACGCUUCAACUGUCAUUUAGAGAAAACAUGGUAAUUUUGUAUAAAUUGUUUGGGUUAGGAGGAUCUUGCCUUCUUAGAAAUUGGAAUGAUAAGUUUGCACUCUAUCUCUAGCUUGCUGCAGUAGUCGUGUGUACUAUGAUGAUUUUUUUUGACCGAAUAAUCAAUGGCUUGCUGCUCAUCA
Cajanus cajan (pigeon pea) is the source of this 1018-nucleotide messenger RNA. Lineage: Eukaryota; Viridiplantae; Streptophyta; Magnoliopsida; Fabales; Fabaceae. The record is from RefSeq and is a predicted model, not a curated record.